Molecule: messenger RNA, 2286 nt
Organism: Juglans regia (Persian walnut)
Lineage: Eukaryota; Viridiplantae; Streptophyta; Magnoliopsida; Fagales; Juglandaceae
Product: stomatal closure-related actin-binding protein 1-like
Exons: 13
Coding region: 492-1976 (494 amino acids)
Biological process (GO): actin filament organization; regulation of stomatal movement
Molecular function (GO): actin binding
Source: RefSeq, a predicted model, not a curated record
CAAUCUCAACCAUACCCUUAACCAUAAACAAAAGCGUCACCAUUAUCAUAUGUAUUUUUUAUACGAAGAUUUCUUCAUAGAUUAUAGGGCCUCUCUCUCUCUCUCUCUCCCUUGCUUUUUCAAAAAGCAACAAUCCAACACCCCUCUCUUUCUACCUUUCUUUGUUUGCAUAUUCUCUUCCUACAGUCUUUCUCUCUCUCUCUCUCCGUCAUCAUGCCUAGUGGAUGAUCGAGUUGAAGGGCUCUGCCGUGCAUCUGAUCCAUCCAAGAAUCUUCAAUUCUAAGCUCUCCAUUAUUUACGUAUUCCCACUUAUUUUUCAUCAUCUGUGAGUCCAAGUCUCCCUUUUUGUCGCCAUUGUUAACUUUUGUUUGCCUCUCUCUGAAAUAUAGUAAAACCAAAAAAGGGAAUUCGAAGAACUAGGGUUUUUCAUUUCCUUUGUCUUACCGCUUGUUUUGAGUCCGAAGCUGAAAUGGAGUAGUUGGUCUGUCAUUAUGACGAGGGUGAGCCGUGAUUUUGGUGACACCAUGCAAAAAGAUGCCGUCCCGGCAGUAUCUGCGGAUGUGAUGUUUAAUUCUAGUCGUUUUCCAAAUUACAAAAUCGGAGCUAACAAUCAGAUUGUGGAGUCGAAGGAUGACCCUAAAGUACUAUCCAUGAAGGAAGUUGUCGCCCGUGAGACUGCACAACUGUUGGAACAACAGAAACGCCUUUCGGUUCGUGACCUGGCAAGUAAAUUUGAGAAGGGGUUGGCUGCUGCUGCUAAGUUGUCUGAAGAGAAUAGACUGAGGGAGGCAGCUUCAUUGGAGAAACACGUUCUUCUGAAGAAGCUUAGAGAUGCACUGGAAUCCCUAAAGGGGCGUGUGGCUGGUAGAAACAAGGACGAUGUAGAGGAAGCUAUCUCUAUGGUGGAAGCUUUAGCAGUUCAGCUGACUCAAAGAGAAGGGGAGUUGCUACAAGAAAAGGCAGAAGUGAAGAAACUAGCAAAUUUUCUUAAGCAGGCUUCAGAAGAUGCUAAAAAAUUGGUUGAUGAGGAGAGAGCUUUUGCUCGUGCUGAAAUUGAAACUGCCAGAGCAACAGUACAGAGAGUAGAAGAGGCUCUUCAGGAGCAAGAACGUUUGUCUCGGGCUUCUGGAAAGCAGGAUUUGGAAGAAUUGAUGAAGGAAGUUCAAGUGGCUAGACGAAUUAUAAUGCUGCAUCAGCCAAGCAAGGUUAUGGAUAUGGAACAUGAGCUUCGAGCAUUAAGAGCACAGCUUGCAGAGAAGUCUAAGCAUUCUCUUCUGCUUCAGAAAGAGCUGGCAAGGAGCAAGAGGGUUGUGGAGAACGGUUCCCAGAUAUUUGAAUUAGAUGGGCAUGAAGCUUUAGGUUCAUACUUGAGGAUUCAACCUUGCUCUGAUAAUGCUCCAGAACUUUUUAAAUGCUCGAUUCAGUGGUAUCGUGUAUCAGCAGAAUUUGGAAAGAAGGAGCUUAUAUCUGGAGCUACCAAAUCAGUUUAUGCUCCUGAGCCUUUUGAUGUUGGAAGGAUCUUGCAAGCUGACAUUGUUUCAGAAGGACAGCAAAUCACAUUGACAACUGCUGGUCCUAUUGAUCCAGCUGCUGGUUUGGGAAGCUAUGUGGAGGCACUUGUACGGAAACAUGAUGUUGAAUUCAAUGUAGUUGUUACUCAAAUGAAUGGUGCAAAUUACCCAUCAGAAUCCAUUCAUGUGCUUCAUGUGGGAAAGAUGAGGAUAAAACUCUGUAAAGGAAAGACAACAAUUGCUAAAGAAUACUAUUCCUCUGCAAUGCAGCUAUGCGGAGUUAGAGGGGCUGGGAAUGCUGCAGCUCAGGCAUUGUUUUGGCAAGCAAAGAAAGGACUUUCCUUUGUAAUAGCCUUUGAAUCGGAGAGACAAAGGAAUGCAGCUAUUCUGCUGGCUCGGAGGUUUGCUUUUGACUGUAAUAUCAUCCUAGCCGGACCAGAUGACAGAGCUCCUUUGGGAACCUAACUGACUUCCGAGGAUCACGCUUUCACUAAGUUAUAAUUAUUUGAGUUUUUCCACAUGAUAUCAUGUAUUAUAUGUUUGCAAUAGUAUAGAUGGCGUUGUAUAAUGGUGAAAUGGGUUCCAUUUUUUGUUUUCUUUUGAUUCUUUUGAUCUUUUCUUCUCCAACAAGGCAUUUUUUUUUAUUUGCCGUUGUCAACAAUCAUUUGAAGAAUGCACUGCACUGCUGCUCAUUGUAAAAAUCUUUUAACACAUUACUUGAGGUAUUGAAUGAUUGAUAUAUUUGGAGACUGGUGCAUGAUUGUGCAUGGCUGGA